Molecule: messenger RNA, 1385 nt
Organism: Austrofundulus limnaeus
Lineage: Eukaryota; Metazoa; Chordata; Actinopteri; Cyprinodontiformes; Rivulidae
Gene: cant1b
Product: calcium activated nucleotidase 1b
Biological process (GO): proteoglycan biosynthetic process
Molecular function (GO): UDP phosphatase activity; calcium ion binding; GDP phosphatase activity
Source: RefSeq, a predicted model, not a curated record
AUGGUCGAAGGUUUCAUCCCCGGCUCUCCUCUGACUCUGAGGAUGAUGUUGAAACUCCCAUGAGCUUUUUACAAAUCACUGUCCGAGGCCUCCUGCUGGCCUUGACGUCUAUGACGCAGGCUGCAGCCUCAGAUCUGCGUUUCCACCUCAGAUGGAGAGCGAUAACUGUGACCAUGCUGCUGGUUUUAGUGCUCACCAUCUAUCUGCACCAGACAGCAGGGGACAGAAAAUCCCCAACCAAAGACUAUUACCAGAGCAACAUUCAUCAUUUUCAAAUCCCCAGUGAGGCUGACGUUUUCAGGGACAGUAAAAGUGCCAAUCCACAAAGACUGGUUCGGGGCCAAAGAAGUGAAAAGCCUUACAAUGACACAUAUCCGUUAAGUCCACCAGAGAAGACCUGGGAUGGCAUUCGUUACCGUAUCGGAGUUAUUGCAGAUCUGGACACUGCGUCGCAAAGCUCCAAGGAUCAGACGUGGUUCAGCUACAUGAAACGAGGCUACCUGACAGUUUCGAAUAGCGCUGACAGCCUGAAGGUGGAAUGGGAUGCUGACAUCAUCACCCUGGAGAGCAAUUUGGCUGAGAAAGGAAGAGGUAUGGAGCUGUCAGAACUGGCGGCGUUCAACGGUCACCUGUACAGUGUAGAUGACCGUACGGGUGUGGUGUACAGGAUUGAGGGAAGCCGAGCCAUUCCCUGGGUAAUAUUACCUGAUGGGGAUGGCUCAGUCUCUAAAGGAUUCAAGGCCGAGUGGCUCGCAGUGAAGGACGAGCACCUGAUCGUUGGAGGCCUGGGGAAGGAGUGGACAACGACGUCUGGGAAAGUCGUCAACCACAACCCAGGGUGGGUGAAGGUUGUUGGCUACAAAGGCGAGGUGCAGCACGAAAACUGGGUGUCUUACUACAAUGCCCUGAGGACUGCUGCAGGGAUCAAACCACCAGGCUACCUCAUCCACGAGUCAGCAGCUUGGAGCGAGCGUCUUCAGCGUUGGUUCUUCCUGCCUCGCCGUGCCAGUCACGAGCACUACGAAGAAACGGCAGACGAGCGGCGUGCCACCAACCUCCUGCUGUCCUGCCCCGCAGACUUCAGCCACAUAACCACGGGGCACGCCGGGCCUUUAAACCCCACCCACGGCUUCUCCUCCUUCAAAUUUGUCCCAGACACGGACGAUCAGAUCAUCUUAGCUCUAAAGUCAGAGGAGGACGCCAGCAGGAUUGCCACGUACAUCCUUGCUUUUACUUUGGACGGCCGGCUGCUGAUGCCUGAGACGAAGAUAGGAGACGUAAAGUACGAAGGGCUGGAGUUCAUCUGAAAGAGGCGGAGCUAAGUUUUUUAAUUCAAAUGAUAAUGAAAAUAUGUAAGGUUCCAUUCCCUGUCAGUUUUACUGUAA